Rattus norvegicus (Norway rat) is the source of this 8710-nucleotide messenger RNA. NCBI's taxonomy places the organism in Eukaryota, Metazoa, Chordata, Mammalia, Rodentia, Muridae. The record is from RefSeq and is a predicted model, not a curated record.
GAGCCUGAGGAGGUGUCUGCUGCAAGUUCCUGGCUGAUUCUGAGCUCACACCAUCCUCCAAGAGGGAGGAGGCUCAAGUGAUGCUGCUGCUGUUGCCGCCUCUACUGCUGGUACUCUAGUGGAGCUGGGAAGGGUGGUUCCUAUCGCACCAUCGCCAACCGGAGAGGGAGGGGGAAAAAAAUCCUGGUAGCCGCUGCUGAUGUUGGGUUCAGAGGCUGCAUCCGACCCGGUCACAAGAAAAAUGGAUUCAGUGUGCGGCUCUCCCUCUUUUCAGCAUCUUCUCCUGCUCUCAACAUGGAUUCUGGUUAGGCCUCCAUUACCUGGACCAAUUCAGCAACUUGCUCCUGAAUCUCCAUGACUCCAUUCUCUUCCCACUCUGCCACCAGAAUAACCUCAAUAAUCACCUGCUAGAUACUUACCAGUCAGGAAUUUCAACACCCCUUGUACUGCUUACUGGACGAUGAGCCCUACGCCCUGAGGGCUUCCGAGGCAGCGUUUGAGAAGACCUUAGCAAGGAACACCAAGCAGUAGUGGCUGAAACACCUCACUCCAGGAAAUGAAACAGUAACAUGGCAGUACCUGUUUGAGAGGAUUAAAACCCCAAAAGACUCCAUUUAGAAAGGGACAAUGUCCAAAAAAGGACGAAAUAAGGGCGAGAAGCCCGAGGCACUCAUUGUUGCCCUUCAAGCUGCCAAUGAAGACCUCAGGACCAAACUCACAGACAUUCAGAUAGAACUUCAUCAAGAGAAAUCCAAGGUAUCAAAGCUUGAAAGAGAGAAGACUCAAGAAGCAAAGAGGAUUCGUGAGCUGGAGCAGCGCAAACACACAGUCCUGGUGACAGAGCUUAAAGCCAAGCUCCAUGAGGAGAAGAUGAAGGAGCUGCAGGCUGUGAGGGAGAAUCUCAUCAAGCAACAUGAGCAGGAAAUGUCAAGGACAGUGAAGGUGCGGGAUGGAGAGAUUCAGAGACUCAAGUCCGCUCUGUGUGCUCUCCGCGAUGGCAGCAGUGACAAAGUAAGGACAGCACUCACCAUUGAGGCCCGGGAGGAGGCCAGGAAACAGUUCGAUGCAGAGCGCCUGAAGCUCCUGCAGGAAAUUACAGACUUAAAAACCGCCAAGAAGCAGGUGGAUGAGGCUCUGAGCAAUAUGAUCCAAGCGGAUAAAAUCAAGGCUGGGGACCUUAGGAGUGAGCAUCAGUCCCACCAGGAAGCCAUCUCGAAGAUCAAGUGGGAAUCGGAACGGGAUAUACGAAGGCUGAUGGAUGAAAUCAAAGCCAAGGACAGGAUCAUCUUCUCCCUGGAAAAAGAACUGGAGACUCAGACAGGCUAUGUACAGAAACUCCAGCUACAGAAAGAGGCUUUGGAUGAGCAGCUCUUCCUUGUCAAGGAGGCAGAGUGUAACAUGAGCAGUCCGAAGAGAGAGAUUCCAGGAAGGGCAGGGGAUGGCUCUGAACACUGCAGCAGCCCGGAUUUGCGAAGAAAUCAAAAGAGAAUAGCCGAAUUGAAUGCCACUAUACGAAAGUUAGAAGACAGGAACACCUUGCUCGGAGAUGAACGAAACGAGUUGUUAAAACGUGUGCGGGAAACUGAAAAACAAUGCAAACCUCUCCUGGAAAGGAACAAGUGCCUAGCCAAGAGAAACGAUGAACUGAUGGUAUCUCUACAACGCAUGGAAGAGAAAUUAAAAGCCAUAACCAAGGAAAAUUCAGAGAUGAGAGAGAAAAUAACGUCUCACCCACCAUUGAAGAAACUGAAGUCUCUGAAUGACCUUGAUCAAGCUAAUGAAGAACAAGAGACGGAGUUUCUAAAACUGCAGGUCAUUGAGCAGCAGAACAUCAUUGAUGAGCUCACCAGGGAUCGAGAAAAACUCAUCCGUAGGAGAAAGCACAGGAGAAGCUCGAAACCAAUCAAGAGGCCUGUUUUAGAUCCGUUCAUUGGCUAUGAUGAGGAUUCGAUGGAUUCAGAAACAUCAUCCAUGACCUCCUUUAGAACAGACCGGACACCUGCUACCCCGGAUGAUGACUUGGAUGAAAGUCUAGCUGCUGAAGAAUCUGAGCUACGAUUUCGACAAUUAACAAAAGAAUACCAAGCCCUCCAAAGAGCAUAUGCCCUCUUGCAGGAACAGACUGGAGGCAUCAUAGAUGCUGAAAGAGAAGCCAAGGCACAAGAGCAGCUCCAGGCAGAGGUGCUGAGGUACAGGGCCAAAAUCGAAGAUUUGGAAGCAACGCUGGCUCAGAAAGGGCAGGAUUCACACUGGGUAGAAGAUAAACAACUUUUCAUUAAGAGAAACCAGGAGCUUUUAGAAAAGAUAGAGAAGCAGGAAGCAGAGAAUCACCGGCUACAGCAAGAACUUCAGGAUGCCAGAGACCAGAAUGAGCUGCUGGAGUUUCGCAACCUAGAACUAGAAGAGAGAGAGAGGCGAUCCCCUCCAUUCAAUCUACAAAUUCACCCCUUCUCAGAUGGUGUGAGUGCACUGCAGAUCUACUGCAUGAAAGAAGGUGUCAAGGAUGUCAACAUCCCUGAUCUCAUAAAGCAGCUUGAUAUCCUUGGUGACAACGGGAAUCUAAGGAAUGAAGAACAGGUGGCCAUAAUUCAGGCCAGCACUGUGCUGUCCCUGGCAGAGAAGUGGAUCCAACAAAUUGAAGGAGCAGAGGCUGCCCUGCACCAGAAAAUGAUGGAACUGGAAAGUGAUAUGGAACAAUUCUGUAAAAUCAAAGGCUACCUGGAGGAAGAACUAGACUACAGAAAACAGGCUCUUGACCAGGCAUAUAUGAGAAUCCAGGAACUAGAAGCUACUUUGUACAAUGCUCUGCAGCAAGAAACUGUGAUCAAGUUCGGUGAACUGUUAAGUGACAAGCAGCAAGAGGAGUUGAGGACGGCUGUAGAAAAGUUACGGCGGCAAAUGCUGAGGAAGAGCCGGGAAUAUGACUGUCAGAUCCUCCAGGAGAGGAUGGAGCUCCUACAGCAAGCUCACCAGAGGAUCCGUGACCUAGAAGAUAAAACAGACAUCCAAAAACGGCAGAUAAAGGACCUAGAAGAAAAGAAAAAUCAAGAACUUGGAUCAUACCCCAAGAAGGCAAAUGCUUUUAAACCUUCAAAGAUGGCAAAAUUGUUUACACCGAUGUAAGGGAAAUCAAAAGCUAAGAAUUACCCUGUAGCCAAGACUAUGAGCUUUAAAGCCAUUAUUCAAGGUUUCUUACUUGACAGUUUAUAAUGACCCUGUUGAAAAAUCUACAUUAUAUGCUGCAAUUAAUGAAACGUGUGUAUGUCAAACCGGAAGAGAACUAUAAACAUAUAUUGUGGGAAGGAAAAUUUCAGCAGUGGAACCAGUUUCAGCAGAUCAAAAGAAGAUGUGUCUUGGGCAUGGAACCAAAGUUACAAUGAACCAUUCAACUCCUGCUGUGCAGGGGGGGUCAUUUUAAUGUAACACCACACCCCAUGGAAACACUAUUCCUGAAAAUAAACAUCAUUUUAAAAAAAAACAAAACAAACAAAAGUGAAAAAAAAACCAACUUAAGGGUGGGCGGGUAAUGAAGCACGAGGAAUAAUACCUAUGAGGAACUAUUUACAAUAAAAUGUUUCAUUUGAAAAGUCUGGUUUCUUACUACAGGGAUUUGCUUUUCUGUCUUUAUGAUUGUUUUAAACUCAGGAACAGAGACAUCUAUGAUGAGGAGGGAAGAAAAAUACUCUCCAUUUUGUUUCUCCAAAAGGUGGAGUUGGGGAUGAGAAGUGGAUUCUAGUUACUCUACAAGCGCAGAGCCAAGGGACUCUGAGGAGUUUAACAUGGAGUGGAAUUGGAAAUCUAUGCUUCCUCAUAUCACACACCUGCAUCUCUCCACCAUGGAUGGACUGGUCUCCUCCGUACUGAACAAGGUGAAAAUUAUACUCAGAAGUCACAAACCGCCUAACUUAGCUCUGUCGAAAACAUCAAGAUCUAUAGGGAACUAGGGCCAGGAAGCAACUCUGCAGCUUCCAGAUUCAAGUUAAAAUUGCCUGCAGAUGAAUAUGCUGUCUGACUUGUGUGAAGACCCCACAGAAAUGAUGAGAAGCUGACAACUGAACGUGGGGUUCCCAGAGAGCUGCGCAUGUUGAGUAUCCCAGAGCAAUCUGAACUCUUGUCACUUAGAACAAUAGCAUUAUUUUCUGAGAUCGCUGUCCGCAACAAGACGUCUCUACUUUUUUAUAGACAACACUGACAAGCUGGUUCUCUAUCACAGGCAGAUAGACAACUAACACUUUUCCUAAGUCACAUAUUACAGAGUAUUGGUUUCAGCAAUGGCAGUAAAUAUAUCCUCCUGAAAAGCUGAUUUUACACGUCCUUGACUGUAGAUAACAAGGCAACCUCAAUUUCUCAAAUACUCAAUGUUUUCUUUCCAGGUUUAGAAAUCCCAUGCAUCGAGAAUGUGUGUAGGGAGCCAGGAACUCUUUCUAUGAAAUGCUACACAAACAGGUCCAUAUGUGAAUUGAGUAUAUUCUCCUUCAGUUUUAACACUGGCAAUUUCAAAGCCAGAGCAACUGAAGAAUCUUCAAGACAAAACAGAUUCCUGGGGUCCCACAUUUUUGUCCUUGUAUUUAAUGCUGACCCAACUGUUUGGCCCAGUCACUGAACCUCUCUGUGCCUCAGUUUCCUCAUCUAAAAAAAUGGGGAUUAAAUGUUUUGAUUUUUUUCCUAAGGUUUUGUUUGCAAUUCUGGAACAAGAGGUGCUUAAGGUAGCACAAAGUGCUUUGUAACCGUUAUAAAUGCUGUAUUAUUUGACUUCCCUGUAUAAUGAAAUAGUUCCUGAGUUUGAUUCAAACAGCAGAGCAUCACUGAAGCGUCCCCAUCAAGCUGCCUAGGACAUUAUUAGCAAUAAAUUGUGAGAUUCAAAAACCACAAUAUUGAAUCUAUAGGAAAUAGAUUGACUCGUUCUAUUGAGAAAGACAGAAAGUGUGUCAUUUCAAUGCUAAGCACCUCCCAUGCUCUCCUGAUUGCAUAACAUGCCAUCAAUCGAAACCCCCAACAUCAUCACAGGAGAGCCAACCAUGCAACUACGGAUUGCCAAGAACAGAAAGCAACAAAGAAAGCCGAUAUUAUUUUUCAAAGAAUGUCAGAUGAUGUGUCCUAAUGCAAAAACUUUAAAAGUCAGAACUGUACUAAUGGAUUCUUUGUACAACUAAGGUAAGUCCCAGAUCCCCGCAAUUAGCAGGUUCAUUGUGCAGGUGAUGUGAAACAGGGUACUUCUCCUACACCGGCCACCCAGCUAACUCAGUCCUGUAUGGGAGUACACAAACGGCUUGUUUACUGCUUCAAUUAUACUUCACCUACUAUUAUAGGACCCACUUGAGAAAAUGCAUACUUAAUCUGCUCCGUACAUGCCUUCCUCCUCUCCUUUUGCUUUUCCUAUCGAAAACCUGGUGGGUAAAUUUUCAUAUCAGAGAACUAUGUCUAAAUUAUUAUGAAUGCCAAUAAUAUGCUAUAUGUUACCCUGUUGUUAGUCAAAUUGCAUAAAACCCAUGCUGAACUUUCUGAGAGCGAAAGCCACUUGAGUAAUCAUCUCUGAAACUUUGAUUGGUGGGAGGGGGAGGCUUUCUUUCUGUUUAAUAUCCAGAAUAUCACUCUAGAUCGUAAGCUAAAUGAUGACAUCUUUAUCAGGUGUUCGUCAUAGUCCUCAAAAUGAGUGCUCUAAUAUUUAGACUAGGAAAGUUUAAAUAUUUUGAUAGAGUCCAUAUCUACGAUGACAGCAUCAAGAAAAACUGGAGGUGUGCGUUUUGCUUAUUCACAGAUGCCUGAGAAUGGUUUCUAUCUUAGUGAAUGCUUCCUUGCAUAUGAUGCUCAGAAUAGCCAAAAGAAUGUACUAUUAGUAACAAAGAGUUGUGCUGUGACAUCGUUUCUCAUUUUCAAAAGAAAAAAAAGGUAAUUCCUACUCCAGGUUUUAAAUUUUGGUAUCUGUACUUAGCUAGAGAUUUGGGGGGAUGGGCACAAUAAGAGUACACCUAACUACUUUUUCUUAGCCAUGUACUCAUCUCUCUGAAUCCCACUGAAGUAGUUUGAGAGGUGAAAGCUUAACACUGUCAGGACUUCUCAGAUUUCCAUAAAAGAAAUGCACAGACUCUAUAUGAUAUCCAUUCUACAAAACAAGGUCAGCAACUUCAGCAUCUUGUCUUAAAUGCCAUCUAACUUAUUUCAGUUGAAAAAUUAAAUUAGCACUGUCAGAUCCUGUUUGACUUAUGUCAUAUUCGCUAAAUUGCUGCUAAAAGUGAGGUUUUAACAAUAAAAGCAUACUUUGUUUUGCUUUUUUUUCCCCUACAAUUCAGAAUAAGUUUAUAUCAAAGUAUAAAAUUCUUCCCAACGUUCGAGAUGUGCAUCAUCACUGGGGUCAGAAAGGGCCUUCAAUUGCCAUAGAAGAAAUAAAAUUUGCCAAAUCAUUUGUGCUGUGGUAUUUUAUUUCAAACCGUUGGGGUGUUUUUUUCUACUUGAAAUAAAUCUCACCAAUUUUUCUUCUGCUGAUUUAUUGCUAACUUUUUCUAAAAACACACAAUAAAAUCUGUAUGUUUAUAACUUAAAUGGAAUUGAUAAGCACCUUCUUUUAAAACAAUGCUUAUCAUUUUAACUUGCCUGGGUUUUCAUUGAAAGCUGUAAAAAGAGCAUCUGUUGGUUAUGUUGAUAUUUAAAUAACUAGACCAUCUCUGCGAUGUCACAUCAGAAUAGAUGACCAGUGUACUCAGUAUUAAAGCAUAUAGAUGUGUUCUUUUUAUUUGUCAAAGAACGGAAUGGAAUACUCCCUCUCCCUCCCCCUCUCCCUCCCCCUCUCCCUCCCCCUCUCCCUCCCCCUCUCCCUCCCCCUCUCCCUCCCCCUCUCCCUCCCCCUCUCCCUCCCCCUCUCCCUCCCCCUCCCCCUCUCCCUCCCCCUCCCCCCCCUCUCUCUCUCUCACACACACACACACACAUACAAUAUGUGUACCAAGACAAGAUUUGUAAGACUCAGCUAUGUUGAUUGGCAGUUGCAUUGCUUUUGUGACGCUUCCACUGCCCUCUCUCCCUCCCCCCUCCACUCUUCCCUCCUGCUUUUUGUUUUCUUUUUUAUACUGGUGCUAUAGGUUGAAUCCAGGUGCCUGGGCAUUCUAGACAGCACACAGCUGUAUCUCCCCAGACCCCAGCCCUGGUAAUUUAAUAUAUUUUAGGGAUUAAAUUUGAUCUACUAUAUGGAAAGUACAUAAAUGUAACUUUUGAAGUAUAACUUAUGCAAGUAGCUCUUAGAUGGCUGUGCCAUGGUGUUCAGGAUGGAUGCAAAGCCCCCUUUCUGCUUAGAUGGGGAAAAGACAUAAGAUAAAGAUUUCCUUAUUCCCAACUGCUUUAUACUUUUCAUAUAGAAUAUGCCUAGAGACUAGAUUCCAUACUUAUAUACAAGAGGACUUUCAAUGCUGGAAGAAUGGGGUUGUUCCUCGGGAUGUCACUUCAGAACUGAGCAAGGCAGGUUUUCUUCCCAUCCCUGAUUUUAUCAGUUGAGUUCCUCCUCAAUAAAUCUUUAUUGCUGAGAGAGCCUGAGUUGAGUUCUUAAUUUGACUUUUAAAAGAUACAUGUAAAGGGGCAGUACAGGAAAGUGGACUGAAAUUCACCACAUUCACUCUAGUGUGACAAACCUGUAAUUGAUUCACUGAAGCUUUCUGGUUUUAUUUUGCUAUUUGAUUUUGUACUGAAAUCUUUGUUGUAUAAAGUCCUACAGGGCGGCAAUGGUGCAGACAAACAAUGUUGAGUCCCCUUUGCCCACAUGAAGACUCUACAAACUUACUAAAGAAUGAAUGAUCCAAUCUCUCAAUCAGAAACAGAUCUGGAACCUGCUAUAAACUGCAGUCACUUAAGUUUGACAGACACCUCACAAAACGUGCCUAUUUCCCCUCUUAACUAAACCAUCUCUCCUGAAUAAGGCAAAUCAAAAUCUAAACACUUAAUAAAUACAAGAUGUACAUAGUCAUGCAUAUGUAUCCUGUACAGAGUAUGGUGGUGCAGGCAUUAACAGAUAUGUACUUCAGACCUCGACAGAAGACUUAGAGAUGAUGCUUUUCUGAUGUCACUAGGCAACUCGAUUUUGUUUGGCGUAUAGUGUCUAUACCCACCCCUCCUUGGCUAUAUCUCUACCUUCCACCAUUACUGCUAUUUCCUGUUGCCUGUGAAUUUUCCACGACCCUGUCCUCUAAGCAGAACGUUUUGUUCCCUAGCAUCUCAAUAAAACGCCCAGCACAAUUUACAGUAUUAAUAUCAAUCAAAGGUCCUAUGCUUUUCUCAACUAAAAUUGCAUUUCCAGAAGCUUCUGUGCAUGAUCUAACCUAUAGUAUUUAAUUCUGUGAGGAUUUGAGUUUACAGGGAACAUAUUUGAAUCCACAAUUCCUUGUGUAUCUAUUGAGUUAGUGUAGCCAGGGGGCUGGUUUCCAAAGCAUUCCUACGAUUGCCUGCAUUAGUUCAGGUCCUUCCUAUCACAGCAUGACUAGUAGGCCACUUCAGUGCUUACUGAUGAGAGGCAGAACUUGAUUGAAUGCAGCAGAGGGAUUGUCUGAGGUUCACGGGACAGGUACAUGUGCUGUAUGUAUCACCAUAGAGAUCGGAAUCCAUUUAUUGUAUGUAAAGUUUUAUGAACGGUUAUUUUAUAAUUUAUGUAUUUAAUAUAGCAAUCAAUGAACUCUGGUGUUUUAGUUUCUAUGAAAAAUAAAACAAACUGCAUUUUUUAAAAAAAAUAAAA